This is a messenger RNA of Hyposmocoma kahamanoa, 1750 nucleotides long. RefSeq names its product putative serine protease K12H4.7. Lineage: Eukaryota; Metazoa; Arthropoda; Insecta; Lepidoptera; Cosmopterigidae. Bases 10 to 1488 code for a protein of 492 amino acids. The transcript has a single exon. Gene Ontology annotation, biological process: proteolysis. The record is from RefSeq and is a predicted model, not a curated record. Gene Ontology annotation, molecular function: dipeptidyl-peptidase activity; serine-type exopeptidase activity.
GUACCUGUCAUGGCUAACGAAGUUCGCAUUUCAAAGUUAAUUUGCACUGUUUUGUAUUUGGUUCAUGUGAACGGAUAUGUAUUUUACGGAUUUGGAAAUGGUUAUAGAUAUCUUACCAAACAGUUGUCUAACGCAGGGCUCUUUGAUGCUUCGGCACUAAGCUCUGUAGAAGCGAAAUGGAUUGAACAACCUUUAGAUCACUUUGACGAAAAUGAAACACGUACAUGGAAAAUGAGGUACUUCGAAAAUUUGGAAUUUUGGCAACCAAAUGGAACUAUUUAUUUGUUCAUUGGUGGUGAGGGCGAAGCCAGCCCUGUAUGGUUGACUAUGGGAAUUCUUUAUGAACUGGCUAAUGAAACAAACGGAGCUAUAUUUGGUUCUGAACACAGAUACUACGGGAAAAGUAUGCCGCUGAAUAAUUUAGUCACAGACAACUUGAAAUUCUUGAGUUCUAGGCAAGCUCUUGCUGAUUUAGAAACGCUCUUAAAAUACGUUAGGUCAUUGCCUAAAUUUGAGAAGUCUACGGAUUCUAAAGUAGUGUUGAUUGGAGGUUCGUACCCGGGCAACUUGGCGGCUUGGAUGAAACUUUUGUAUCCAAAUCUCAUCGAUGCGGCCAUAGCAAGCAGCGCUCCUGUACUGGCGAAGAAAGACUUCUUUGAAUAUCUUGAAACAGUUGCAGACGACUAUGAACAACAUGGAACACCCGAAUGUUAUGAUAAUAUUGCAAGAAUAUUCCAAAGAUAUGAGAAACUUUUCAGCAGCGCUGAGGGAAUUAAGCUGCUCAAAGAAGAGGAAAAGAUUUGUGAAGACAACGAUAUGACGAAAUUAGAAAACAAACAGUUAUUUUUUAUGGAUAAAACGUCCCCUUUCAUGAUACGUGCUCAGUAUGGCAAUCCAGCUUAUAUACAAACGCAUUGUAAAAAGUUAGCAAAUAGUUCUCGAGUGGCAUCAUUGCAACAAUUCUUUGAUGAUGAACCAAGUUUCUGGCGAGAAGAGACUGAAUGUUUCGAUUAUGAUUUCUAUAAUAUGAUCGAUGAGGUGAAAGAAAUCGAUUGGGCUGUGUCUUGGAUAUAUCAAACAUGCACUGAAUUUGGAUAUUACCAGAGUACAAAUUCUGAUGCCCAUCCUUUUACACGUAAUAUUCCCGCGGAUUUGUACUAUAAAAUGUGUUUAGGAAUGUUUGGUCACGAGUUUAAUGAAGAGAGAAUUAAUGCAGGGGUUCUAAAUACUAACAAACUGUACAACGGACUCACACCUAACGUAACUCAUGUUGUUUUUGUGAACGGAGACAUGGAUCCUUGGCAUCGAUUAGGUGUGCUGGAAGACGUGUCUUAUGAAGCUCCGGCUAAAAUUAUUCCAGCCGCAUCACAUUGUAGAGAUUUAUUUUCUAACAGAAAAGGUGAUCCUGAAGAAUUAAAAGAAGCUAGAAAAUACAUUAAAUAUUUAAUUGAAAAGUGGACAGGUUUCGGGGAAUAUACAGUAGAUUAGAAGGUUUUCAUAAUUGUCUUCUUUAAUCGCGUUCUUAGGUUUUCGCGAUUGUUACAGAUAGGAAAUGAAACUUUUUCCGAAUUUAAAUCGCGUAUAUUUGUUUUUUCAAACAUACCAACGUUUCGGACCCUUUUGUAGGUCCCGUGGUCACGGUUGACAGUCAAUACGCGAUUUAAAUCCGGAAAAAUAGUUUCAUUUCCUGUCUUUUUUAGUUUAGUAAAUUGAUAUUUACAUUAACUCCUUGAAAUACUAAGUCUAAUUA